Molecule: messenger RNA, 2641 nt
Organism: Carica papaya (papaya)
Lineage: Eukaryota; Viridiplantae; Streptophyta; Magnoliopsida; Brassicales; Caricaceae
Product: cation/H(+) antiporter 20-like
Biological process (GO): proton transmembrane transport; regulation of pH
Cellular component (GO): endomembrane system; membrane
Molecular function (GO): antiporter activity
Source: RefSeq, a predicted model, not a curated record
ACAAAUACCCCUAAGUAUUCCCACACCCCCAGUGUGUGUGUGUGUGUGUGUGUGUAUAUAUACCCAUCAAGAAACUCUCAGAUAUCUUAAACUCUUUCCGUUAAAAUUUGAAUGUUGGAAACUUGGAGCAUUAAUUCUGUAAUUGUACGCAGAGUAAGCAUGACAGUCAACAUAUCCACCAUCAAAACCUCAUCAGAGGGCGCAUGGCAAGGCCAGAAUCCUCUGGACUACGCCUUUCCUUUGUUAAUCCUCCAAACAACUUUAGUCCUUUCCAUCACCCGCUUCCUCUCCAUCCUCCUCAAACCCCUCAGACAACCCAAAGUCAUUGCCGAGAUUCUUGGUGGGAUUCUUUUGGGACCAUCUGGUAUAGGCCGAAACAAGAAGUUCUUACAGCUUGUUUUCCCUUCAUGGAGCACUCCUAUACUGGAAUCUGCUGCAACCAUUGGCCUUCUCUUCUUUCUUUUCCUCGUGGGUCUGGAGCUGGACUUAACCUCCAUUAGACGAAGCGGCAAGAAAGCUUUCGGCAUAGCACUCGCCGGAAUAUCUCUUCCAUUUGUCUUUGGAGCCGCAGUGUCUCUUCUUCUCCGCAAGGGAGAAAACAAAGUGGGAUACGUUCAGUAUCUCAUGUUCAUGGGUGUCGUCUUCUCCAUCACAGCUUUCCCUGUUCUCGCCCGCAUUCUAGCUGAACUCAAGCUCCUAACCACUCACGUAGGACAAACCGCCAUGGCUGCAGCUGCUCUAAACGACGUCGCCGCAUGGAUCUUGCUGGCUCUAGCCGUCGCAUUAUCAGGCAAUAAAGGAAAUCAAAACGGCACGCUGAUAUCCGUCGAGGUGCUUAUCUCGGCGGUUGCCUUUGUGGGUUUCAUGAUGUUGAUCGUCCGACCCAUGAUGAACUGGGUAGCCCACCAGUGCGCACUUCGUCACGACGCGUGCAUCUGCAUGACCUUAGCCGGAGUGUUGGUGUCCGGGUUCAUGACAGAUAUGAUAGGGAUCCACGCCAUUUUUGGGGCUUUUAUCUUUGGGUUGACGAUCCCGAAAGAGGGAGAUUUUGCGGGGAGACUGGUGAAGAGGAUAGAGGAUUUUGUGUGCAGUUUGCUGUUGCCACUUUACUUCGCGUCGAGUGGGUUGAAAACAGACGUGGGUAAAAUACGAGGAGGUGAGGCGUGGGGUUUGGUGGUGGUGGUGAUAUCGGCGGCGUCUGUGGGGAAGAUAUUGGGGACGUUCAUGGUGGCGAUGGUGUGUAGGAUGACGAUGAGAGAAUCGUUAGCACUGGGAGUGUUGAUGAACACCAAAGGAUUAGUGGAACUGAUUCUGCUGAAUAUUGGCAAGGAGAAGAAGGUGCUUAAUGAUGAGAGCUUCGCAAUCCUGGUUUUAAUGGCAAUCGUCACCAGCUUCAUCACAACACCAACAGUAAUAGCCAUCUAUAAACCUGCUCGUGGCAUCUCCGGUCGAACCCACCGGAAACUUAACGACUUAUCCACCACUCCCGACGAGGAGCUGAGAAUUCUGGCUUGCCUCCGGGGACCUGAAAGUAUAACCUCCAUUAUCACUCUCAUCGAAUCAACCAACAGAUCCCCACUCAAGCUCUUCAUCAUGCACCUGGUCGAGCUCACUGAUCGCUCAUCUUCCAUUAUCAUGGUCCAAAGAGCUCGUAAAAAUGGCCUCCCUUUCAUUACCCACUUUCGUCGUAGACUCGGCUGGUGGCAUGACCAAGUGGGUGAAGCUUUUCAAGCUUACAGUCAACUGGGUCGGAUCUCAAUCCGGCACAUAACAGCUAUUUCUUCGUUAUCCACCAUGGACGAGGAUAUUUGUCAAGUGGCAGACAAGAAGAGAGUGUCUCUCAUUAUCUUACCCUUUCAUAAACAGUGGAAGGGUGGGAGUGAGGAGAGAGUAGAAAAUGUGGGAGAUGAAUGGAGAUUGGUGAACCAGAGAGUUGGGAAGAAUGCACCUUGCUCGGUGGCAGUGCUUGUAGAUCGUGGAUUGGGUGGUGGAGGACAGACUACCAUGGCAACACGAAAAGUCUGUGUAAUGUUUUUUGGCGGAGGUGAUGAUCGUGAAGCCCUAGAGUUGGGGAAGAGAAUGGCUCAACACCCUGCUGUCAAUUUCACUCUUUUUAGGUUCAUUAAGGAAAAUGAAGAAACUGGUUUCUCAACUUCGUCCCUGCAAAAAGACCAGAGCUCCUUAGCCACUAAAAAUGACAAGGAAUUGGAUGACGAUGCCAUAAGAGAGUUCAUGAGUAAAUGGGGUGGUGCGAUCGAGUAUAUAGAAAAAAUAGUUUCCGACAUUACAGAAGAAGUAUUGGCCAUAGGUCGUGGUGGAGAAUUUGAGUUAAUAAUGGUGGGAAAGGGAAGGUCCCCAUUAGAUGUAAUGGUUGAUGUUGCAAACCACCAGGUUGAGUCCGUCGAGUUGGGUCCUAUAGGCGACUUGUUAGCUCACCCAGUACAUGGAAUAGUGUCUUCUGUGCUUGUAAUUCGACAGUACCAAAUUGCAGAUGCCUCUCAAGCUUCAAUAUCUAUGGUUAAUAGCACCAUUGAUGCAUGAACAAAUGAAGAAGAGACUUUUAAAGAUUUUGUAUGUUAGUUUUUAAACAAUAAUAAUUUAAAAACAUUAUAAUAUAACGCCAAACAAUCAUUAUUUAUAA